This is a messenger RNA of Salvelinus sp. IW2-2015, 1988 nucleotides long. Its product is annotated as ectonucleoside triphosphate diphosphohydrolase 6. Gene Ontology annotation, molecular function: hydrolase activity. The record is from RefSeq and is a predicted model, not a curated record. Gene Ontology annotation, cellular component: Golgi apparatus. Lineage: Eukaryota; Metazoa; Chordata; Actinopteri; Salmoniformes; Salmonidae.
AUUUUCUUCACACGUCAUCACUAAAACACACACUAAUGUAAUCAAACAGAGACUUGGAUUGGGUAGAGGUCCGAGCACCAAGCGAAUUAAUUAUUUGACAUGAGUUUUCAAACUAUCGUCCCAGAUAGGAACAGCGAAAAUGCGAAUGGAAUCAGAAUAAGUAGCUAGCUAGCUAUUUAUGCUACACGCAUAGGAUUUGCUCUCGACGAACGGCCUUCAGUUCUGUAUGGAACUGCAGAAUGUGCCUUACACACACCAGUCACCAUGAGGUUACCAAAGUUGGCCAGUGUUUUUGUCUUCUUUGGCUGCCUGGCAGCUUACCUGAUGUUUGUUAAGCGCCACUAUGAUGGUGUAAGGCCAGCCAUCUCCAAAAUACCACCUCACUUCCCACACAGAUUGGGCUUGUCGGGCAGUCCCAACAGACCGACCACCUCAGAAGUGGUCAGCGGACGUUUCCAGUAUGGCGUUAUGUUUGAUGCUGGGAGCACAGGGACAAGGAUCCAUGUCUUCAAGUUUCAACUGGAGGACAACGAGGCUCCUAAAUUGGCACAUGAAACAUUCAGAGCAAUAAAACCAGGUCUAUCYGCAUAUGCUGAUGACCCAGAAAAGUGUAAAGAAGGGAUCCUGGAGCUGUUGGCUGUGGCCCAAGGCAGCAUUCCCUCCUCUGUAUGGAGCAGCACUCCUCUGGUCCUCAAGGCCACUGCAGGCCUCCGUCUUUUGCCUGGGGAGAAGGCCACACACCUACUGGACAGGGUGAGGGAGGUGUUUGGGGAGUCUCCAUUCCUGUCCAGAGGGGACAGUGUGUCCAUAAUGGAUGGCACUGAUGAAGGGAUCUCUGCUUGGAUCACUGUCAACUUCCUCACAGGGGGUCUCCACAGCUCUGACACACCCACUGUGGGGAUGCUGGAUUUGGGAGGGGGGUCCACCCAGAUCACCUUCUCCCCUCAGGAUGAGAAAACCAUCCAGACCUCACCCAUCAACUACAUUACAUCAUUUCAGAUGUUCAACAGCACCCACACACUCUACUCACACAGCUACCUUGGUCUAGGCUUGAUGUCGGCAAGACUAGCUAUCUUGGGAGGAAUCGAGGGACAGCCUUUAGAGGGCGCCAGCACCGAGCUAGUAAGCCCCUGCUUAGCCCCGGAAUACUCUGGYCAAUGGGAACAUGCAGAAGUUCUGUAUACUGUGAAGGGCCAGAAGGCAGGAGAGCCCAUUUAUGAGUCAUGCCUUAGGAAAGUGGAGAAGAUGCUGUAYAGAAAGGUGACGAAGGCAGGGGAAGCCAAAGAUAUGGAAUUCUAUGCCUUUUCCUACUACUAUGACAGAGCUGUGGAUCUGGGUGCUAUUGAUGAGAAAACWGGAGGGACUAUAAAAGUCAGCGACUACAUUGAUGCUGCCAAGAGAGUGUGCAACGGAAUGCCGGUUACUUCAGGAGAGAAUCCUUUCCUUUGUCUGGAUCUGACCUACAUCUCUGGGAUGCUGCAAGAGCUUGGUUUUCCCAGAGAUAAAGUAUUUAAGCUGGCGAGGAAGAUUGACGAAGUGGAGACUAGCUGGGCUCUGGGGGCUACUUUCCACUACAUCGAGUCCCUCCGCAGUCAGUGAGCUGCCAGUCUCUCCUCUCACUCGCCACUGCCAUGACGUGCCAGUGAUUCUGUGCUGCAAAGUAUGCUCUGGGAAAAUGCCCCCCGGUGAUUGUACCUGUUCUUAAGUUUGAUCAAAAUGUGAGUUUAUAUUACCAGUCACCUUUGGAUGUUUUACUUUUAUCUUUUGGCAGGUGUGAUUGUUUUGUACUUAUAAAGGAAUGUUAGUUGUAUAGUAAUCAAGCACAUGGUACUGGUGUAUUUUGAAGGAGCAUGACCUAUUACAUAUUUGGUAUUUUUAAAUAUAAGGUUGCUAAAAUGUAAAUGUCUGUACAAUUGUAUACAGUUCAGAAUCAUGAACUAAAAUAUUGAAGGCAUAUGUAUUUUGAAUGAUAAAACAAAUUGAAACAA